AUGUCAACCCCUCAAUCCCGUGCCAAAUCCCUAACACUCCUCAACCUCUCAUCCAUCUUCGGUCAGAAAGACGUUUCUACACGUAUGCAAGCCAUCACCGAUCUCUGGGUACCAAGCGCAGAUGUGCUCUUUGUAGACGCGCUAGGUGUUUUUAAAUCACACGAGGCCAUUAGUGAAAUGGUGAACAAGAUACAAAGUAUGGGUGAAGUAGGCGAUGAGUUUGUUGCUCUAGAUGAAGUCGAGUGCUUGAAACAUGACGAUGAAGAUGAUGUAUGGGUGACGAAGGUGAAAUGGGGUAUCAAGAGACCUGGCAGUGGGGAGAUGGGGCUGGUGGGUGAAGAUAUCCUGACUAUCAUAGGUGGAAAGAUCAAGACUUGUUAUACGUUUUUGGAUUCGAAGUAG
Messenger RNA from Alternaria alternata, 402 nucleotides. RefSeq lists its product as hypothetical. The coding region runs from base 1 to 402 and encodes 133 amino acids. The transcript has 2 exons. NCBI's taxonomy places the organism in Eukaryota, Fungi, Ascomycota, Dothideomycetes, Pleosporales, Pleosporaceae. The record is from RefSeq and is a predicted model, not a curated record.